Molecule: messenger RNA, 1499 nt
Organism: Oncorhynchus masou masou (cherry salmon)
Lineage: Eukaryota; Metazoa; Chordata; Actinopteri; Salmoniformes; Salmonidae
Product: homeobox protein HMX2-like
Exons: 2
Coding region: 183-1001 (272 amino acids)
Biological process (GO): regulation of transcription by RNA polymerase II
Cellular component (GO): nucleus
Molecular function (GO): RNA polymerase II transcription regulatory region sequence-specific DNA binding; DNA-binding transcription factor activity, RNA polymerase II-specific
Source: RefSeq, a predicted model, not a curated record
UUCAUGUUCCCUGAGCUCCAGGAAAAAACAACCCAAGCAUCCCAAUUUAAAAAAAGGUUUUACUAAACAAAAUACUAUUUUCGAACUCUUUUACACAAGAGGAGUCCUCACAGACCAAUAAUAAGAAAACAAUUAUACAAAAACUAUACGAUAUAGCCCAAUCUUACUGUUAUGAGUCGAGAAUGAGUACCACAGAAGACAACGGAAGCAAGUGCUCUUCGGCCCCUAUUUCCACCUUCACUAUUCAGUCGAUAUUGGGCAAGUCGUCGGAGAAGCCACGGUCCGGGGCGAAGGAGAGUUCCAAGGGACUGCAGCUGGCGAGGACGCGCUUGCUCUCGGUUUCUUCGGAAGAGGAGUGCAGCGGUGGGGAGGACUCUGCAGACUGUUUCUGCUCGGAUCCUGGUCACAGAGAGCCAUGCAACCAACAUCAACCACUUAAUUUUUCAUGUUUAGGUGCAACCAAGGGACUUAUUUCAGGCCAAGACGGGAUUGCACGGCGACCGCACUUGACACAGCCUCUGCUGCAGGAUUACAAAGAGGAACAAGAGAGACCAUGCAAUCCAAUGUCACCUAUUUCAGAAGAGAGACAGACAGACGGUGCGGACAAGCAGACAAACUCGUCCAAGAAGAAGACUCGUACCGUCUUCUCGCGGAGUCAGGUGUACCAGCUCGAGUCCACAUUUGAUAUGAAGAGGUAUUUGAGCAGCUCCGAGCGAGCCUGCUUGGCAUCAAGUCUACAGCUAACAGAAACUCAAGUGAAGACGUGGUUUCAGAACCGCAGAAACAAAUGGAAACGACAACUGUCUGCGGAACUGGAGGCUGCGAACAUGGCACACGCAUCCGCACAGACACUGGUCGGAAUGCCGCUUGUUUUUAGAGAUAACUCCCUGCUCCGGGUACCAGUUCCAAGAUCUAUUGCUUUUCCAACGCCACUAUACUAUCCCGGCAGCAGCCUACAAGGGUUACCACUGUACAAUCUGUAUAACAAGAUUGAAUAUUGACUCAAUGCCUGUGAUGACAGUCCAAAAUAAUAACACGUUAACACGCGACAGUACUUUCUUAUAAAUGUCUGCCAAACUCAUGUCUAUUAUAUAACUUUAUUUGUUGAAAAAAAUAUGUCUUAUUAUGCAGCAACUGUAUGUUUUAACAAGAAAGCAACAAGCUUCUCUAAAUGUAUAAAAUACACCAUGUGUAUAAUAAUUAUUUUCAACCUUGAUUUUGCGUUCUUCUCCCUGGUUUAACGCGUUAUACAUUACGAGAAUGUAGACACUGAAAUACAGAUGUUAUCAAGUGGACUGUUUCCCAAACGAAUUAUGAAUGCAUUCAAACACAGUUUUAAAUGUAAUGUGAAUGUGAAUAUGAAAUAUUGAGGUCCAACGACCUUAAUCUGUUAAAAAAUACUGGAAGAAAUUGGGUUUAUACAUUUGGGGAUAUGGAAGUGCAAACUCGUUGCUUCGAUUUUGGGGAAAUGUUAUUGUAAUCAUAGGCCCACCAAAUAA